This is a messenger RNA of Saccharomyces paradoxus, 1230 nucleotides long. RefSeq names its product DNA primase subunit PRI1 (gene PRI1). The coding region runs from base 1 to 1230 and encodes 409 amino acids. Gene Ontology annotation, biological process: DNA replication, synthesis of primer. Lineage: Eukaryota; Fungi; Ascomycota; Saccharomycetes; Saccharomycetales; Saccharomycetaceae. The transcript has a single exon. Gene Ontology annotation, cellular component: alpha DNA polymerase:primase complex. The record is from RefSeq and is a predicted model, not a curated record.
AUGACCGAUUCAGUAAAGGCUAAUGGACCAAGCUCCUCGGAUAUGGAGUACUACUAUAAGUCACUCUAUCCGUUUAAGCACAUUUUCAACUGGUUGAACCAUUCCCCCAAGCCUUCAAGAGAUAUGAUUAACAGAGAAUUCGCUAUGGCGUUCAGGUCAGGUGCUUACAAAAGGUAUAAUUCUUUCAACUCUGUGCAGGAGUUCAAGGCACAGAUAGAAAAAGCCAACCCAGACAGGUUCGAAAUCGGUGCCAUAUAUAACAAACCGCCAAGAGAACGUGAUACCCUUCUAAAAAGCGAAUUGAAAGCCUUAGAGAAGGAGUUGGUGUUUGAUAUUGAUAUGGAUGAUUACGAUGCCUUUAGAACGUGUUGCUCUGGGGCCCAAGUUUGCUGCAAAUGCUGGAAAUUUAUAUCUUUGGCAAUGAAAAUUAUGAACACGGCCCUGACAGAGGAUUUUGGUUAUAAGGACUUCAUUUGGGUAUUUUCAGGAAGACGUGGUGCUCAUUGUUGGGUAAGUGACAAACGGGCCCGAGCUUUGACGGAUGUACAGCGAAGAAAUGUUUUAGAUUAUGUUAACGUUGUUAGAGAUAGAAAUACUGAUAAAAGAUUGGCUCUAAAGAGACCUUAUCACCCUCAUCUUGCUCGUUCUCUGGAGCAGUUGAAACCUUUCUUUGUCAGCAUUAUGCUCGAAGAGCAAAAUCCUUGGGAAGAUGAUCAACAUGCUAUCCAAACUUUAUUGCCCGCAUUAUAUGAUAAACAAUUGAUCGAUUCAUUAAAGAAGUAUUGGCUGGAUAAUCCUAGGAGGUCAAGCAAAGAAAAGUGGAAUGAUAUAGAUCAGAUAGCCACAUCGCUCUUUAAGGGUCCCAAGCAAGACUCCCAUAUAAGCAGGCUACGUGAAUGUAAGGAAGAUCUCGUAUUGAUGACUCUUUAUCCUAAGCUGGAUGUAGAAGUUACAAAGCAAACAAUCCAUUUGCUGAAGGCCCCUUUUUGUAUUCACCCUGCUACCGGGAACGUCUGUGUGCCCAUUGAUGAAUCAUUUACUCCAGAGAAAGCACCAAAACUAAUUGAUCUGCAAAGAGAAAUGGAGAAUAAUAACGACGUUUCAUUAACGGCUUUACAGCCUUUUGUAAAUCGGUUUCAAACAUAUGUGAGUUCUCUUUUGAAAAGUGAACUGGGUUCAGUGAAGAGAGAACGUGACGAUGAUGACGAAUCGGCUUCCCUAGAUUUCUGA